AUGUCGGACGAACACUACGAGGAACCCGGUCCCGGUAAGGAAUGCAGCGGAUGUUUCAAGGUACAUACCGACCCUUUCUCCUGGAAGCACCUUCCCCGCCCGACGAACUAUGAUGAACUACCUGACGAGCCCAAAGAGCGCGCUCGGAAGCUUUUCAACCUCGUCGACCCGAUUAAUUCGCCCGAGUGGGAGGAAUGCAUCAAAGUCCGCGACCCUGGCGAAUGGAGAUCUACUGAGUACAUGUGCGAAGAGUCUGAAGCCACCGAUACAUACUAUCGGAACUUGCAUCCCCUGGCUUGGAAGUGUAUCUCACGCGCUCUACCGGACGACCAUGCUCUGGCGUGCAGAAUUGCCGACUCUAUUGACGUUUUGACGUGUUGGACGAGCGACGAAGGCGACCCUGUGGUCGACAACGCAAACGUCUAUACGCGCAUAUUUUCACUCUACGCGCCCGCAUGGGUCGAUCUGCACGUCAUCUUCGACAUGCGGAUCGGCGCAACUUUCGUCGAAUGCGCCUAUUCCUUUGGCUACCGCGCCAUUGACAGUCCGAGCACGGACAAGAAACUUGAUAGCAAGACGAUGCACGACCAUGGGCCCGAAGCCCACCAGCAGCACGGCUGGCGUCCGAUAUGCUGGUACGAACUUGACCCAGAGCGUCGAGAUAUCAGCCAGUGUCAAAUCACUCGCGGCGACAUCCUCACGGUGCAUGAGAUUCUCUUCGGGCUAAACACCGACCUGUCAAAGCGGGUGAGCUUGAAGCUUACGGCUGAGCUGUUGUUCGUGGCGCUCGGGGUGCCGUUUUCCAUCGCGGAGAAGGAAGGCGAAAAGGAUGGCGUGCCGAUGUUUGGCGGCGAUGGGAUGUUGAAUAUCUCUGGCGCUGGGCCAGGGAAAAAGCCCGGUGUCAGUGCGGCGCAUAUGAGGAAGAUCCUGCGUAUACCUCCAUUGGAGGGAGAUGAUCCUGCAGAUUUGUCGCAGCGGCAAGUAGGUCAAUCGGAAAAGGAGAGGAAUCCACAGUAUGAAUGCGGUAGCGACUGUGAUAGUGACUGCGAGUACUGUGCAGAUGAGGAGCACAACCGCCCGGUGACGAAAAGGCGCAGACUCGCAUAA
Molecule: messenger RNA, 1107 nt
Organism: Peniophora sp. CBMAI 1063
Lineage: Eukaryota; Fungi; Basidiomycota; Agaricomycetes; Russulales; Peniophoraceae
Source: the annotation of a GenBank genome assembly